AUGCGCCCCUCCCUCUCUACUGAAGUCUGGGCCAGUCGGAUACCAAGAGCUCUCUUGCCACCACUGUACAGCCUCAGCUCGCUAGAACUCCAUUACUGUGCAUGGCUGAGGGAAGCUCACCUCCAGGAUAUUAUUGACGGUUGCCCCAACUUGGCAACCUUCAAAUUUACCUCAGAAGCCAGUCCUACAACUGGUCGACCACUUCCAUCCUCGUCCGGAUUCGACUUUCUGGGUCCCGCCCUGGUAUUGAAAGCCUUGAGGCCACGGUCAGAGACUCUCACGGCAAUAUCGAUCAGGUAUAUGCCACUUCUUGACCUCCUCUUCAGGACCCGCGGUAGCAUGGACACCGACAAGAACCUGAUUCAAACCCUCGGUGAUUUCCCCAACUUGAGGGUCCUGCAGAUCUCCCAUGGUGCUUUAGGGUGGAAGGAUAUCGAUGGUCCCAAGAACAACAGCUGGGACGGCCUGGGCGCAUAUGCCAGGGAGUUUUUCGAAAAAGACCAUCUCGACCUUUACCAGGAAAGGGGUAUACAGCUUCUGGUCGAUUAUGAAGACGCGUAUGAGGACCAAGGAGACACUUUCCCUGCCGCCAUUCACGAGGGCCUGCGCCUGCGCCACGCCGUUACUUUCCAUCCUGACAUCGUCAAAGUCACGGGCUUGAACUUUGAGCGUGACUACGAAAGGAGAAGGUGUUGUGACCAUCACGAACUCCCUGAAGGCCACUGGCCUGAAGACGCAACUCUCAGAAAGUUUCAUUGGCAACGGGGCACAAGGGUGCUGUACGGAGUACUCGUCGAUGGGACGAGUACCGAGCACUACAUCAACGAGAGAAGAAAAACCGUCGUGAUGCACCGCGACUACGGCCCUUGA
Molecule: messenger RNA, 870 nt
Organism: Sordaria macrospora k-hell
Lineage: Eukaryota; Fungi; Ascomycota; Sordariomycetes; Sordariales; Sordariaceae
Source: RefSeq, a predicted model, not a curated record